This is a messenger RNA of Stegastes partitus (bicolor damselfish), 1358 nucleotides long. RefSeq names its product protein C19orf12 homolog. Lineage: Eukaryota; Metazoa; Chordata; Actinopteri; Pomacentridae. The transcript has 3 exons. The record is from RefSeq and is a predicted model, not a curated record. The coding region runs from base 363 to 788 and encodes 141 amino acids.
GCUUGUCAGACUCAGGAAAAACAACUUUUAGUUUACCAAACUUUAAGGAAACAAGAAAGCGUGGUAUUUUUUGCGACGCUUUCAUAAAAUAAAUUUCGACACCCUACACCUUUUCCCGUUUUUUUAAAAAAAAUAUUUUUAAUUUUUAAAUGUAAUUCAAUUUAGUUGAAGUUUCGACUAUAUUCUCAGCGCUAUAUUUUGGAAAACAGGAAUUGAAGUGAAAUCUACAGUCUGCUGAAGUCAGCCGAAAGCAUUAGGAGAGCAAAAAUUACCACCUCGCACAUUCAGGAGAAGACUAAAGGUACGACACCACGUUAACGUUGACUGGACAGCAGCUGCCUCAGCAGUGCCGCAGCACAGAGAUGCCUCCACGACUGGAUAAUGUCAUGCAUUUGUGCUGUGAAUUAUCAGCUCAUCACCAGAUCAAGGUUGCUGUGAAAAACUCCACCAAAGGAGCAGUGGUGGCAGGAGGAGCUGCCUUUGUAGGUGGACUGCUCGGUGGACCACCAGGGAUUGCUGUUGGUGGAGCAGUCGGUGGUCUGCUUGGCAGCUGGCUGACCAGUGGUGAGUUCAGGCCUCUGCCUCAGAUCCUGAUGGAGUUGCCUCCUACCCAGCAAGAAAGGCUCUAUGAAGACAUCAUGGCAGUGUUAGGCAGCCUGGACUGGACAGAUGCAGCUCAGCUCCUUGCUCUUGUGAUGGGCAACAGCACUCUGCAGCAGCAGGUCACUGCUGCACUACUCAACUAUAUCACAAAGGAACUCAGAGCAGAGGUGCGUUAUCAAGACUAAGUUCUGGCUCCAUGUAGACUUUUCCAGACAGUCAGGCCUGGCAAACACAAUCACAGUGCAUAUUGGUGUAUUUUACACCAAACAGGAAAAACUGUGAAUUAUAGGUUUCACUUUCAUAGGUGGGCCAUAUUCUCAACUACUGACUUGUCUGUGCACAAAUAAAGUUUUGUAUAACAGACGGAUGUCAAAAAGCUAUUGUGUGUUUUUUUGUUUGUUUGUUUUUUUAACUGAUUAUUUACUUACAAGUUUUGGGAUUAAAAGUGCCAUUUUGAAAGAUACAUGGGGACACGUGUUGGUGUUAACCCAGGAUUUGGGUUACUUUCUCAGGAGCAGUUGGAGUGUUUUUUUCAUGAGAUACUGCUCCACCACAGCAGCCAACCUCACUGCAGGGUUGGCUAGCCUCUGCUAGGUAUUGUUACAGGAGUAGCACGUACUUACUGCUAGGUAUGUGAGUGGUGUUGCUGUUUUAUGUGAGUGUGUGUGUUAAAGAUGGAAAUGGAAAUUGAAUGAAGGAAAUGAAAGUAAAAUGAUGGCUUUGGGCUAAAAUUUUCCCAAAUGGGUAAAUAUAUG